Messenger RNA from Nannospalax galili (Upper Galilee mountains blind mole rat), 4816 nucleotides. It is a transcript of the gene Baalc, whose product is annotated as BAALC binder of MAP3K1 and KLF4. The record is from RefSeq and is a predicted model, not a curated record. Bases 204 to 641 code for a protein of 145 amino acids. Gene Ontology annotation, cellular component: cytoplasm. The transcript is spliced from 3 exons. NCBI's taxonomy places the organism in Eukaryota, Metazoa, Chordata, Mammalia, Rodentia, Spalacidae.
UGGAGAGGAGGAGGGCCUUAGAGGCAGAGAGGAGGGGCGGAGGGCGUCCCGAGAGUUCCGCUGGUGGCAGCGCUGGCGCCUAGGGGACCCAUGUCGCUGCGGCUGCCGCCUCCUCCUCGCGGACCGGAGCUGCAUCGCCCAGGCUGAGCCGCAGCUGCUACCAAAAGCCUACCGGCCGCCGGGUUCACACGCAGCACGGGAGGAUGGGUUGCGGCGGGAGCCGGGCGGAUGCCAUCGAGCCCCGCUAUUACGAAAGCUGGACCCGGGAGACCGAGUCCACCUGGCUCACCUACACGGACUCAGAUGCGCUGCCCAGCGCCGCCGCCACUGACAGCGGCCCCGAGGCGGGCGGCCUGCACACGGGUGUGCUGGAAGAUGGACUGUCGUCUAAUGGUGUGCCCCGAUCUGCUGUCCCAGGUGGAAUAACCAACCCAGAGAAGAAGAUGAACUGUGGGACACAGUGCCCAAACUCCCAGAGCCUCAGCUCAGGCCCUCUGACCCAGAAACAGAAUGGCCUUUGGACCACAGAGGUUAAGAGAGAUGCUAAGCGAAUGCCUGCAAAAGAAGUCACUAUCAGUGUUGCAGAGAACAUCCGACAGAUGGACAGAAAUAAAAGAAUCACAAAGAACUGCAUCAACUAACAGACUGCAUGUAAGAGCAGAUAAAGUUCUUUGGAGGCCUUCACAGUCAAGGAUCCUCAAAGAAGUGUCUCGCUUGCUAAACAUAGAUGCCACGGAGCGCCUUGAGAGAUGGUUUGACCUGACAACACACAGCAUCUUGAGCUGUGGAGACCUUCUCAGCCUCCUGUUUAUCACAUACAGAAAAUGCAUUGAACAGUCCUGAACUAUGUCAAUGAAUUGCCAAAAUGUGGUUUGUUUUGUUUUUCCCCCUUUGUAGCUUCCAUAGCAGGGUCUGCUGUAGCUGUGGUGAGUUCUGACACAGAAAAGCAGGCAGGAGCAGGCUCCCUAGGGGUAAGGUUCCCAUAACAGGGUGAAGCUAUCCUGGUUUCGAAGUGUAUGGUUUCAGACAAGCCCCUUCUUUCCUUCUUUCUUUUUAAAAUACUGCCAUCACAAAACUUACUGUUUUCACUUUAAAGUUGGCUCUCGUCCAACUCUAAAUCCAGAAAUAUGAGAACCAAAGAAACAGGAAAAUGCCCUGCCUUUCUUGUCUCCUUAGCUCAACAGGAGACAGAUUAAACCCAGUUUCACACACAGACUCGACCAACGCCUGUGGAGUGCCUUUGAGAGGUCACUGUGACACAGUCACACCUGUUUCUCCUCUACCUGGAAAGGCCUCCCAGACAGGCAUCCAAACCAUAAUGCCUGUAUCGAACCUGUGAUGGGCAAUGCAUCCAACCUGUGAUGCCUGCCAGGGCCCAGCCAGACACUGCAUUUUUUCCAUAGCUUUUCACUUCCUUUAGUUUGUCAUUUGUGGCUUUUGUCUCUCUAGUCAGGUCAUUUGCCAUUGUAAUCAAAGGCUGGAUACUACCUACAGGAGGGAGGUGACCUAGAACAUGUGAAGACACACAUGAUGAUUCUUUGGCCUUUCUGUACAUAGCCCCAAGGACUAUGUUAUUUUGGUAUCUGAAAAGUAAUUACUUUAGAAAACCAGAACCUGGUUGAUGUGUAUUCACAUUGACAUUAAAAUGACAGGCACUGUGUUGGGCAGUAGGCAACUGACACAAAAAGAUAUUUUGAUAGGAAUAAUUUUCUAGCAUUAAAGAAAAAUGUCCAGCUGCAUACAUCUUCCUGCAAAGUAACAGCGUGAUUUUAGAGGACUGUUAACAUACGUGGGAUUAGGAAAGGUAGAGUUCGAGUUAUUUCAAACUGUACCAAACAAACUCCAUGUUUAGCGGCAAUCAGCAGCCUGAUGAUGUGCUUACACACUACACAGUACAGGAAGUAACCUAUGCAGGCUAAAAUGCACAUACUGACAUUAUUUCCCUAAACAAGUAAAAGUGUAGAUUGUAUAUUCAUCAUCAUCAUCAUUAUUAUUAUUAUUAUUAUUAUUAUUGAACAUUCAGUGUCAGCCUUGUGCCAGCUACUGUAAUAGCUGUUGAGGAACUUGGAGUCCAACCAGUCAUGACUAUAUAUCCUGACUCUAAGAGUGAGUUUGAUGUUCAGGAGACUGACUUGGCCCCAAGGCACAGUGUGCAUUGUGACUCGCUCUGCAGUAAAAUCUCGCUUUUAUGUUAAGGGUAGAUUUCUGUCAAAUCAUAGAAAUAGGUGUUUUCUCCUGAUCACUGUACAAACCUUUGCCAUAUACAACACCACAUUUUCCCAAACCUCUAUCAUUUUGACUCCUCAUUAAAGGGCUUUUAGGGAACUUCAUGUUCUGACAAUUUUAAAAAUAAAACAAAAGCAAGCCUGGUGACUCUUAUGUCCCCAGUGGCAUUGCUAGGCGGGAGUCCUGCUGCGAGGUUGGCAGCGAUCCUGCGAGUUCAAGGGCUUGCUCUCCAGGGCAUGUGCGCUGUGUUUUGACAUGUUGCUUCACCAGUUGAUGUGCUGUCAGCCACAGGCUAAGCCCAGCUCCUCUUUCCAGCUCUGUGUUUGCCUCAGUUCACUAAUGCAUGUUUGUUUGGAAUUCACCAUCUUGAAAGGCUGUCUCUGCAUAUAUAGAAACACUUUCUUACUUUGAGUGGAGAAGGGAACAGAAGGCCAGUGAUCUGGCCAUGCCACUGAAAUUUCCAUCUGGCAAUGUUUUUCUUUUCUUUUCUUCUUCUUUUUUUUUAAUGUGUGUUUAAGACAGGAACUGAUUCUUACUGUCCUAUUGGGAUAACACUUUCCAUUGCAAAGUUUGUGUCAAUAAAGCCAUUAAUUUCAAACAUAUGUGGGUGGUUACAGAGAAUCUUUACUGGAACCUUAAAUCUGUAUGUACAGCUGUUUAUACUUCCCCACCCCACCCCCCAAAGGCAGUUUACAUAAGUGAUUCCUACAAAUCUUCCGAACGGCCUUGUGAAUUAGGUAAGAAGAAUACAAUUAGCUCCGACUUAUACUUAGAAAGGUAUUUAUAGUCCACUCAGCCAGAUAUUGCUGGGCUGGGAUGGCAGAAAGAAAAGUCAACUUCAAAAUCAAUGCUUUCUCCACCAUUCCUGGGACCUGCCCCAGCCAGAAGAAUCAGCCAUCUAGAGUAGAAUUGUCACCUAGCCUGAGAUUAGACCAAGCCCAAGCCUAUGAGGGCAGGGUGCAGGACUGAAGAGGGCAGUGAUUACAGAGCUGGGUCUGGCCCAGGAUCACUUAGUCCCCCAAGACAGGGUGAGCCUGAUCUGGCAUGAGAAGGCACUCUCAACUAAGGUCAGAAAGCAAAUUCAUAGUUAGGGGAAGAUGGAAACUGUACUUCUUGGGAUAACUGUCUGGACCUAAAGGGAAAGGAGAUGGGGUGCCUGGGUUGCUGCCAGCGCCUUAUGCACUUGUGGAUGACUAUUCCUCCUCGCUUUUCUCCAACUGCCCAUCUUCACAGGUUUGUUUGUACUCCUGUGAAAGUCCUACUACCUCCCUCUGUUUAUCAUCCUCAUCAGCCCCACUUGCAGGCCUCUCCCAAAGUCACAGCAAUUCUUCCAAUCAUAUCUGCUUCUCUAAGCAGUGUUCCCACAGAGGCGGAUCCUCUGUUGAAAUUAGAUAGCAAACAUGCUCCACUCAGCUGUCAAUGGUGUGAAAACUGGGAAUUCCACAUACACAGCCAGCUCUGGCAGGCACCACAGCUCCAAUAUCCAUUCUGCUCUUCAUCCUCAACUGGACACACAUUCAUUUACAGUUAACAACUCCACUUGUGAGCCUCAGCCUCCCUGCUGCCUGGAAUGAGGAGGUAAUGACUGGAGUUCAGUGAGUCCAUUGGGCUGCGAAGUGACUUUGGGAGUAGAAACUGUGCCAAACUGAGGAAAGUUAGAAGCCUGAGUCCCUGGUUCCAAUGCAGGCUUCAUGAGACCUGCAUUGUUCAUUCUCAGACCUUUUGUGACACAGAAAUACACACUUCAUUUAAGCUGCUACUUCAAGUUAUAAUUUGCCACCAAACCUAAUUUAAAUUGAUACACAAAAUUUCAUCUUCUUUAGAAGAACUAGAAGGUCUUUGUUCCUCAGUCCCCUGAUGCCACUUGACUAGUUGGCUAGAGCUCAUGUCUGGAGGAGAUGGAACUCGUGUCACCAGCUUGUGAGGGCCUUACCACUUAGCGUGUCUUACACACAGCAGCUCUGCCUUAUUAUCACCUGUCUGAAGUGGAUGAAUUUACUUCUACUACAAUUUGUGUUCUUAAAUUUCUGGUUUUCUUGUUCUUUUAGGGAGUUAUUGAAAUACAGAAGGUCUUCUUACCUUGUCCUAUGAGUCUGGGAAGUAGCCAAUAUCAGCAAAGUUUUCUGAGGAGGCAAAUUACAAAUAUGAUAUAAUAGCUAAAAUUAUACAUUUGUUUGCUUUCAUCUUUUCUAACAUAUUUAUUGAAAAGCUUCAAUGUAUAUGAGAAGUUGGAAAUAAAAUACAUCUACUCCCUGCCCUCCUGGAGAAAAUGUUCUGAUAGAAGAAACAAAAAUAAUAAAGAAAUAAAUAAUGGCAACAAUUUGAGAUGAUUGAAGGUGAUAACAUUCUUUAUAGCAUUUAGCAGGAAGAUGAAGAAGAGAGGGGCAGGAAUGAAAACUGGAAGCCAAGAGGAGGCCAUCCCUGUAACCCCAGGGACAGAUGCUGGUGAUAAGGAAUGUAGUAGUGGUGGCGGAUGGGUAGCCAUGGAUGAAUGUUGAGUGCAUUUGGAAAGUAGAAAGACUAUAACUCACUGAUGAACUGGGUACAGGAAAUGAAGAAGGAGGGAAAAAUCAGGGUUCUUGGGAAAAUA